Messenger RNA from Phytophthora infestans T30-4, 1873 nucleotides. Its product is annotated as 60S ribosomal protein L12, putative. Gene Ontology annotation, cellular component: ribosome; cytosolic large ribosomal subunit. Lineage: Eukaryota; Oomycota; Peronosporomycetes; Peronosporales; Peronosporaceae. Gene Ontology annotation, biological process: translation. Gene Ontology annotation, molecular function: structural constituent of ribosome; large ribosomal subunit rRNA binding. Bases 110 to 607 code for a protein of 165 amino acids. The transcript has a single exon. The record is from RefSeq and is a predicted model, not a curated record.
UGGUCGAGGAGCUACGAUUGCCGCCGCCAUCGUCGUUGUGCUGCCAUUCGAGUUCGCUCUCAAUCCCCGAAGCUUCUACCCCUUUUUACUCGCAUCCUCUAUAAACAACAUGGGCGCUCCACCUCCGGCUGGCGAAGAGAAGGUCGUCGUUCUGCGUACGGUGGGCGGCGAGGUUGCCCCCGCUUCGGCUCUGGCCCCCAAGGUCGGUCCCCUCGGUCUGUCCCCCAAGAAGAUCGGUGAGGACAUUUGCAAGGCCACCAAGGACUGGAAGGGACUGAACGUGACGGUGAAGCUCACCAUCGUCAACCGUCAGGCCACGGUCACGCUGAUCCCCAGCGCUUCGUCGCUGCUGGUCAAGGAGCUCAAGGAGCCCCCUCGUGACCGCAAGAAGGUUAAGAACAUCAAGCACGACGGCAACCUGUCGCUUGACCAGGUCAUCUCGGUGGCCCGCAUCAUGCGUGAGCGCUCGAUGGCCCGCACCCUGGCCGGCACGGUCAAGGAGAUCCUGGGCACGGCCGCUUCGCUUGGCUGCACGGUCAACGGCGAGGCCCCCACGGAGAUCCAGCGUCUCAUCACCGAGGGCGAGCUGGACAUCCCGGACAACUAAGAGUUUUCUAACGACUGGAUGGCAUCAGGAUAAUGCAGAUAAAGUCUCAGCGAUCUACUGGAUAACGAUCGACUGGCGAGGAGGCGGUUUGAGCUGCUGACUCGAUUGGUUGGUGCCAAUACGACUCUGGGGGCAAUUUUGCAGAGCGAAGACUUCGAGUGAUUAUUGCGUUCGGUGCGUGCUGGUGUUGUAUUACAGGUAGCGAGGGAAAAACUGCGUUGGAUCGGCGACAGGUUCGUCAGUUGUAUGCUUUGUGUUUGCUUGUUCUUGUGUUUAUUAUGGGGGAUAUGUGCCGCCGAUGAUCGCCAAUUCAAAUACUUUGAUAUACUCUGAUCCGGAAUGAGGACAAAGUACAGCAAGUUGAGGCACAUAUAUCCCCACAAUAAAGACUGUAGUACUGCUACAAUUACAAGUAGUACUACUGUAGUAGAACAUGUAGAACAUGUCGAAGCGUUGUAGUUUUUUCACGUUCAAGAAUGCAAUAAAUUUUAGCUGUCGUAGUACUAGCAAAGUUUGAGCAACGACUAAACGCAUUUAUUCUUUCUUGGUGUCGUCAUUGACAUUUUGGUUAACACCCUCGGUGUGAGUUUAUCCGAAGAUGAUGGAGCUUUGACCAGCACCGUGUUGUUUCUUCCGUGCCAUUUGCGGGUGGAAGCUCUCGUUCGAGCGCUUGUUGGCGUCGCUCUCGGCUUGAACGUUGCCUGUAAUGCUGACCGAUUGAAUAUCAUUGAUACCCUGUGCCUGGAGAUUAGCGCGAAUGGCCUCCACGUUUCCAGGAGCGAUACCAAUGUCGUCCUUCACUUCCUCAAUCGUGUGUCUUCCGUCCGCAUGCUUCACAAGUACACGGCGACACGUGGUAUUGGCAGACCAACCUUCGCCGCCGCUGAUGUGCCAGGCAUUACGGAUCACCAAUUCGAAGUAGUCGUCGUCAUCAAUAGACGCGCUCACAUUGGCGUAAUAGCGCACGAACUCGCUCGGAUGGACCUUCCCGUCCUUCUCUCCACCGUCGAAUGUGUCCAGGAACUCCAGCAGCACUUUGUCCUCCGUCUUACGACCUUGCAGCACAUCUGGGUGCUGCUUAGCGCUGUACUUCAUCUUAAUGUCGUCCAGGUCCACGACGCCGCUUCCGUCUGCAUCUAAGAUCUUGAAAGCUGCAAGAACGAGCUGUGUACGACGCUCGUUGAGUUCACCACGCACAGCCAAUAGGAACUCAUCAAAGUCCACGCCUCCAGAGUUGUUAGUAUCGAUGAAGCGGAACAGCUCCUC